AUGGCAAACAAUGACAGUCGUCCACUGUUGGAGUUAUUCUCAUCCUUUAACCAAAGUGACAUGCUGCUGGCCUUCUGUCUAUCCAUGCUGGUAGGACUUCUUCUUGGGGCCUUGGUCUACGUCCUGCUGACCUGGGCGUCCCGUCGCAAAGCCACCGCCAGAAUCACCCGGAGACGUAAAAACAAACCCAGAUCCUCCCGUUCCUCCAACCCCAUGAGCGCCCAGAUGGGCCUGUACCGGAGCACCUUCCUCAGCGUGUGCAGGCAGCCCUCCCUGGAGCCUGUGGGUCUGCUGGGAGCCACACCCGCUCCAGAAACCUCCACAUUCAGGCCUUUGACCAAGAAGAGUCGACCCAGUCUGGACAUGGGGGAGGACACGAAGGUUCUGGAGGACAUGGGUUCUAACUCGGACUCAUCGUCUCCUGAACCAAACAAGAGGCACUCGUUCUGGUUGGGCAGUAACGGCCUCAAAGGGUUCUUCCCGUUACAGUCGUCUCCUCCGGCCUAUGACAGUGUCCUCCACGCCUUCGAGGAGACGACGGCCUGA
Messenger RNA from Knipowitschia caucasica, 546 nucleotides. The record is from the annotation of a GenBank genome assembly. Lineage: Eukaryota; Metazoa; Chordata; Actinopteri; Gobiiformes; Gobiidae.